CAAGAGACGCACAUGGCCUUUGAAUGGACCACACUAAAAAAUCAGUUGUGACUUACAGCCCGGAAAGGACAACAUAAGGGGACCUGCACAGACUCUGUCUUUGAAACAUUGGCCAGGAAAAAGUUGCCAGGCUUUUUCAGUCCUGACAGAUUCAUUGAGAAGUCAGCUGAUGGGACACUGAGGAGUGUUUAAGAAUCUUGAAGAACCGAAGGUUUAGACCUAAAUCUGGGAACAAAAACAGAUGAUUGGAAUGGAAAGGAUCAGCGUAGAAACAGACUGGGAUGGAUUAGGUCUCUCCUCUCCAGGCGCCUCCGAAGGAAACAACUUCUCUGUGUUUGUAACUGAACUGAGCUCGUUUAACGCUUCUCGCACCGGAGGAUCCAUCUUUGGUAUCUUUCAAGAGAAUGGCUCCAACAACACUCCUCACUCCCUGCCUCAACCCCGGACCAGGGACCAAGGACUGGCCCGGGCUGAGAUCGCCGUUUUGGGGAUGGUUCUGGCUCUCACCACGCUGGGCAACAGCUUCGUGUUGUGGGUCCUUCUGAGGAGAAGAAAGCACAAUGCACCUAUGCACCUGUUUAUGGUCAACCUGUGUGUGGCUGACCUGGUGGUGGCUCUCUUUCAGGUACUGCCUCAGCUGAUAUGGGACAUAACAGAGAGGUUUCAGGGGCCUGACUUGCUCUGCCGGUCCGUCAAGUACUUGCAGAUAGUGGGGAUGUUUGCUUCCUCCUACAUGAUAGUUGCCAUGACAGUCGACCGGCACCAUGCCAUCUGCUGCCCACUGCAGGCUUACCGCGUUGGAGCUAUGUCCCGCUGGAACACCCCUGUGAUGGUGGCGUGGGGCCUGGCUCUGGUGCUUAGCAUACCGCAGGUGUUCAUCUUCUCCCGCUCAGAAGUAGCGCCAGGAGAGUUUGAGUGCUGGGGUCACUUCACUGAGCCGUGGGGGCUGAAGGCCUACGUCACCUGGAUGACCGUGGCUGUGUUCCUGCUGCCCGCCCUCAUCAUUACCAUCUGUCAGAUAAGAAUCUUCCGCGAGAUUCACAACAACAUCUACCUGAAGUCAGAGAGGAUAGUGAUGGCUGAACUGAAAAGGAGUGAAAACCUGUUUCGCAUCCACGGCUUUAGGAAAGAGGAGGACCGGGCAAGGGAAAGGGAGAGGGGAAGACAGGUGCCUAGGAGAGGAGGAGGAGGACAACUGCUGAAGGACAGUAAUUUACAUGACUGCGAAGUGGGAGAACAUUACGACUAUGUGCCGUCUGUUAUUCAGUAUAGUAGCUGCUGCGGUGAACGUCAGACAGAAGGAACAUCAUUAUCGCAGGAGCAAAUACCAAAGGGCUCCGAUUUCUGGGAGUCCUGUACCACUUCUCCCCGCUGUGCCCUGGACUGUGCCCCCCCUCCACAUCCGGUCACUCCACCUCACAGUAUCACUAAAGCCAUGUCCAAGACAGUGAGGAUGACCCUAGUUAUAGUGCUGGUCUACACCAUCUGCUGGUCGCCAUUCUUCAUUGUUCAGUUGUGGGCGGCUUGGGAUCCAGACCCUCCAGACCAAGGAGUAGCCUUCACUAUCCUGAUGCUGCUGGCCAGCCUGAACUCAUGCACCAACCCGUGGAUCUACACGGCCUUUUCCAGCAGCGUGUCCAGAGAGCUUCAAAACCUGCUGCAGUGCCGGUCACGUCUCGGCCGACGGGGCUCCCUCCCCGAUGACUCUACGGCCACACACACCUCCACCACAAAGGACAACCUGUACUGACAGACACCGAAAAGAUGAAAAUACAGGCACAUGCUUGAAAAACACAUGGCGAGUUAGCUGCAAGGACUGAUGCAGCUUGUAGUUCAUGCAUCACAGCCUGGGAACAGCCUGACCUCUACCAGAUGUUUGCUUUGACAAAGGACAGCUGUACCCUCAGCAGGACAUCCAUCUGUGCUCACCUGUCUGCUCAGCCCCCGCCCCUCUACCUACCGGAAGGAUGUCAUUGACAAUGUCAACACCACACACAGUCCAGCCUCUCUUGCAUCUGCAAUGCAAAAUGAUCUGGAAAGUAAAGAGAUUUUCACUUCAGUAGCUUUUGGCUUGGAUCUUGUGGAGUGAUUCAUGUGAGGAAAA
This is a messenger RNA of Cyprinodon tularosa, 2104 nucleotides long. RefSeq names its product vasopressin V2 receptor-like. The transcript has 7 exons. The record is from RefSeq and is a predicted model, not a curated record. Gene Ontology annotation, biological process: regulation of systemic arterial blood pressure by vasopressin; G protein-coupled receptor signaling pathway; positive regulation of vasoconstriction. NCBI's taxonomy places the organism in Eukaryota, Metazoa, Chordata, Actinopteri, Cyprinodontiformes, Cyprinodontidae. Gene Ontology annotation, cellular component: membrane. Gene Ontology annotation, molecular function: vasopressin receptor activity; peptide binding. Bases 242 to 1750 code for a protein of 502 amino acids.